Messenger RNA from Chaetomium fimeti, 1074 nucleotides. RefSeq lists its product as uncharacterized. The record is from RefSeq and is a predicted model, not a curated record. The transcript has 2 exons. The coding region runs from base 493 to 1074 and encodes 193 amino acids. NCBI's taxonomy places the organism in Eukaryota, Fungi, Ascomycota, Sordariomycetes, Sordariales, Chaetomiaceae.
CCCGGUCAGUGCUCCGUGUUCUCGCCCGGUACCAAACCAUUUGACCCAAUCCCCAGGUCGUCUUGGCGUAAAAAGGCCAAAGGUUUUUGGAACCUAUUUUUGGAUCUUAAUUUAGAGUUUGGUUCUUGCCAAUCCUGGCACCCGGAUUCACGGGCUGCAAUCUGGGUAAAUUGGAAAGCUCCGCACCCAGACUUCUCGACGACCUGAGAAACCGCCCGAUGGCAUGGGUGGCGGCGAGAGAGGAAGUAUCGCCAUCCAUCUGGAUCGUGACCCUCGCCCCCGAGGUCUAGGCUAAGUGAGCUAAGUAAGGUAAGUUGGAGAUAUAAAGAAGGCGUUACGACCCGCCAAAGAUGGUGUUCGUCAUAAUACAUACCUCCAGCAUCCACAUCCAAACCCAUACAAUCUCACAACCUUGACGUUGCACACAGCCUUCGCCUUCACCAACCCCCCCAGUUCAACAACACCAAACCAACCACCAUCACCACCACCACAAUGGGCCUCCUCUCCAACAUCCUCCUCCUCACAGCAGCCUCGGCCGCCGUGGCUGAGACCGCCGCCCCCGCCACGCCCAAGAUCACCAGCAUCACCUUCUCCGGGAACGGGUGCGCCCGGGACCCCAAGUUCUCGGGGAGCUUCAACGACCCGACCGUGACCUUCAACAACUUCGCCGCCUCGCUCCCGGGCUCCCAGACACUCAACUGCCAGGUGCACCUCCAGGCCAACGGCGCGAGCCCCGGGUGGCAGGUCGCCCUCAAGACCAACGUCGUCAAGGGCCGCGUCCUCCUCAGCCCGGGCACCACCCUCACCCACUACACGACCGUCUUCUUCAGCCAGGACGCCGGGCGCUCCGACACCAUCUCGGGCACGGUCUCCAACAGCGGCGGCGACACGGUCAACCACGGCGUGACCCUCGUGGCCAACGCCGACGGCGGCAAGGUGUGGUCCCCUUGCACCGGCAGCGACGGCUACACGGGCAUCAUGAACAUCAACUUCCGCGGCGCGCUGGCGGGCGACGGCAAGGCGCACUUCGUGGCCGACACGGAGCAGUGGGAUCUCGAGUGGAGGCGGUGCUGA